Fusarium odoratissimum NRRL 54006 is the source of this 4482-nucleotide messenger RNA. RefSeq lists its product as uncharacterized. The record is from RefSeq and is a predicted model, not a curated record. The transcript is spliced from 3 exons. Bases 3022 to 3492 code for a protein of 156 amino acids. Lineage: Eukaryota; Fungi; Ascomycota; Sordariomycetes; Hypocreales; Nectriaceae. Gene Ontology annotation, molecular function: protein binding.
CAAGGACUGAUAUCAUGAUACUUUUACCCUAGCCUCAAUUGUACGAGAAUGUCCUUUCAAUUUUUCUCAUGAUGGCAUCUCAUAUCGGGUCGGUAGCAGCUCACCCGACGUGUUUGGUGGUCUGAAAUGCAACGCAAAUUGGCCGCCUACCAGCCGAUUGGGUUCCCAACCAAAGAUUGGGGAUUAUGAAGAGUCAGUUUGUGGCAUGCUUUAUGAGUUAUGAUAAUUCCUGCGCAUUGUCUUACUGGAGAGGAAACUCUGCUGUACCGUACAGUACUGUAGGGUUACGCAGCCGCACGCAAAGGGCGGGCCUGUGACCUGUCCGAGAUGCAUACCUUGGGUCAGUGAAUCCCCAACUUCUGAGGUCGUACACGAACCCUUUUGUCUCUCUGACUUGUUGGACUCGACGAUGGUCAAUCAUUUCUCCAAAACCUCAAUAUUCGAGUUGAUCAACAAGGGCCUCUCUUGGUCCUGAGCGUUCCGGGGAAGAUAUAUCCACUUACUCGUCUCACAAAGCGCUUCCUCCUCUCCUCUCCUCUCCAUGCACACACGCCCCCCAAGGAUGGAUGCAAGCAACUCAUGGUGGACCUUUUGGUUUUGACUUUGACCUCUCUCUGUCUGUAUCCUCCAUUUUAUCCGACGUGACCGCAUGCACCGUCCGUACAGCUCAGAGGUUGAUGGUAAUCUAGACAGUCUAGUCCGUCUCAUGCAUGCACGACACCCGCUUUGCCCUGAUCUGAUAUUACGUCUCCCGCUAAAAAGCGAUCCGCAAAGGAUUCGAGUCCUACCCAUCAGUGGAAAACUCGGCCAAAUCCAAGCUUGAGAUUUCGAUGCCGAUCAAUUGAGAACCAAAUUUGCCAUGAGGUAGUCUAGGAACUGAACCGCUUUGAGUAGAGAGCUACCCCUCAUCUUGUUGGUAGGAUCACAAGCCGAAGUAUCCUCUCCCGCCGGAUCCGACUGUUAGUUCAGCCACCCAACAUCAGAAGUACAAAAAUAUCAGGGGAAUGGAGAUUGUAGCAAUGGGCAAACUUGGCAACAAUCCCAUUCUGGCUGGUUUUCUUCCAUCGCUUUGUUUCCGAAAUGCUGCUUCGGGUAAUCUAAGCGUGGUGUUGAAGAUCUCUAAGAAUAUGUAGACUACAUGUUGUUCAAGGGCUGAUGCUAUCGAAAGCGGCCUCAUGCAGACCCCGAAACGUCCAAGACGCCGAUCUCGCUCAAUUUUCGACAAAAGACACACUUGUCAACUGUCAAUUAUUUGUGUCUGUCUGUCUUUUGUUAACUGCUCCAAGGAUGUCACAACCAAUUGGGUUUCCUCGACCCUUGCUCCCUGUCCCUGUCAGACUUCCACAUCGUGAUGGGGGCUACAUGGGGAAAGUUGAGCGAUGAGCAUUUUUGUCUGGUCCAGGCGGUUCUUUCAAAAGAAAAUGGUGUUUUUCCAGAGGCAAAAGGUGUCUCUGUAAUUGCUGGCAUCAGUCAGCAAUGACGAAGAGAGGUUCAGGGUCAGGUCGAUUUUAUUGCAUGUCGUGAGGCUCGAAUCACAUGCUUGAUGUCAUGUCAUAUCAUAUCAUAUCAUGCAAGUAUCGAGACCAUGUUCAAUGUGCAAUGCAGUGUACCAUGAUAGAUAACUUAUAACAAUUCAUUUACCCUAUGCUCAGGGACCUUUACCAACGAUUGAUUAUCCAGAUCCGCGGAAAAAGCAAGGACAUGUUACCAAAGAUCUGUAAAACAAUCCCCAACCCCCCGCAUUCUCUGUCAACUAUAAAAUGUUGUUUAAAUGAUAUCCAUGGUCCUGGAACUUAACGGCCCUUUUGAGGAUAUCAGACAUAACCGACGUUGGGCCUUGAAGAAUCGCAUGAUCACUCACUACGGUGCUUGCGAUACCCAACUGCAACCCCUUAUUAACCCACGCGGCAAUUGUUGAGUUGGAAUGGAUGGAAUGUAAACCACACGUUGUUUGUCUUCGGCUCAACUCCUCCAAUGAUUUAGAUGGCUCACAAAACCCUGACGUAACGUAAGGUGCCCCCCCCCCCCGCGUUGUUAGUUGACUUUUUGCUUUUAUAUAUCCCACCCAUCUCCCUCUUUAAUGUUUGACGGUAAAGAACCAUCAUCCUCUCGAUCGAACUGUCCCUAAAGAGACGAAAAAAACAUCAUCAGAAGAAAGGCGAACACACAAAAAUCAUCAUGAACCCGAUCGUUGACAUUGCGCAUCGUCCAGAGACGCCAAAACCUGACCCGCCGAUUCCGAACGAGCCAGACAAUGGCGAGGGCGAUGGUAUCACAGACUUUCUGCACUAAAUGCAGUAUGAAAUGAGCGUUUGAGAUAAACGAGUGUACCUUACGGUAGGUUCUCUGAUGAUACUCACUAUUUUUCGACUGAUCAGAAAUGGUUAGCAUGAAACGAAUUGAUGCUCUACUUGCGGCGUUUUUGAACAAUUAUCCCAUUGUAAACACAACUGUACGAGAAUGCAUCGCGAUCACAUUAUUUUCCCAUUGCUAGUCUAUGAGCGAAAUACGAGACUCAUUAUCGGUGAUGAGACUUUUUUCUUCUUCUUCUUUUUCUUAAGAGUCGUUGAGCCUGGGAACUUGGGCAUAUGAGUUUUGAGGUCAGAGACCACCAAGGGCGUGAUGCAGAUUGAGUUUGAGUAUUGAUAUCACGAAGAAUGACACGAGAGAGCAACUGGAAAUAAGAUUUUCCAAGAAAGGCAGCUUAGCAAAUAGUUUUGCGCAAUGUUAUUAUUUUAUGAAAACAUCGUCAUCAUCUGCUUUUGAAGUACGCCUCCGUAACUGUCCCAUUAAACUGCCUUACCGGCAUUUACGCCAUAUGAUAAAGCCAUAGCAUACGUCAUUUCAUUCAACUUCGCUUCGUAACUCGGGGCUUCUUCUCCAUCAUCACAUCAACACCAGGAGCACCCAGAAUCGAAAUUUCGCUUGUGGCUUACUUACGAUUUUGAACUUUUGCGCUCAUUAACCUUGCCAACCGAGACAUCACAUAAACGUGCCCAAGGCAGCAAUAAAGGCACCAUCAUGAGCGACGCUUCAAACCAACCAGCCCGCGCGGGAUCUCUCACGCCGGAGAUGAUAGAAUUCGCAAGCAGGAUGUACGAUGCUGCGAGAAAGGGAGACGUGGCUACGUUUGAGCAGGCUCUCCCAGCAGGCCUACCUCCAAAUCUGACAAACGACAAGGGCGAUACUCUGCUUAUGCUCGCUGCGUACCACGGCCACGCCGAUUUAGUAAAGGUUCUCAUUCAACAUGGUGCGGACCCUAAUCGUCUCAAUGACCGAGGGCAGAGUCCUCUCGCUGGGGCAGUGUUCAAGAAGGAAGACGCAGUAAUUCAAGAGUUGCUAGAUGGCGGCGCGGAUCCUGAAUACGGGCAGCCAAGUGCUGCUGAAUGCAUCGCAAUGUUCAAACAGGAGGAUAUCUGGAAGUCAAAAUUUGAUGGAGCCCCCGGCAGAGGACAGGCUGGAAAGACAAGGGAGGCCGAGGGUAAAGAAUGAUGGUCUAGGUUUGAAAAGUCCGAGUGAGUCAAGUUACUUGUUAUGGUACCUGUCGAGGAAAGAAACCUUGCUACUUAUAUUGAGAAUACACGAAAUAUUGUAAUGAAGCGAGAUGGGUUGAAUGGUUCUCUUUAUGAGUAAGGAUUCGCGGGAAGAGCUAAUCAAAAGAAUGCGUGAAAGCGUCCUCAAUUGCUGUGUGCACCAAACUUCAGCGACAACCUCUAAUUUGCCCCCUGGUGUCGCUGGUGAUGAUGAGGAUUCUGCUCCACUGCAUCAGCGAAAAGCACUGUAGAUACAUGCUCGUCCCAAUGCCUAAUGAGGCCCGAUACCCAACUCAAAGCAAGUUCCAUCUUUGCCCGUUCCUGCUCGAGGAUGGUCCUUUGCUCGUCUCCUUCUCCGGCCAACCUGAAGAUGAACUCCAAGUAAUACAUCAUCUUCUUCUCGACAAGCUCCCUCGGAAGGCCACCAUCUCUAUGCUCCAUGAGGCGGCAGAGCUCAAACAUAUUUUCCUCGAGGGAAUACCUCAUUUCCAGCAUCUCUCCCUCGUAGUUGCGUAGGUCAGGAAGGUUGACGAGGAGUAAGCUCAAUGCCGCUGCGCCUUCUUCCCAAGUGCCGUCCGCAUGAUACGACAGCUGCCGAUCUGGAUUCGGAUCAGGGUCAGGUAGUGCGGGAAGCUUAUUGCUGCAAAACAAGCCCCUGACGUGUAAUACAGGACGGUUGGGUUGUGAGUUCCCUUCUCGAUUUGAGAGCAAGAGUUGGGAAUGAGUAGACUUCGCCCCUGGAGUCAGAGAGGGAUGGUCUAGGACCAAACGGACAGGGAGGUGACAUUGCCGGGGCGGAAUCGCAGGUUCUAGACACUGUAGUAUCUUUGUUUGUGAUGGAGAUGGACUAACUGUGACAUGAACUUGAUCAUCCGACAAUGGAGGGGUUGGCAAUGAAGACUGGCCAGUUUCCUUGUUGCCUCGAUCUUUGAAUAAGCUGCAUAGUACU